Molecule: messenger RNA, 2252 nt
Organism: Pimephales promelas (fathead minnow)
Lineage: Eukaryota; Metazoa; Chordata; Actinopteri; Cypriniformes; Leuciscidae
Source: RefSeq, a predicted model, not a curated record
AUAUAUGUCAGAGUAAUGGAUUAUAUAAUCAGAUGAAAUGAUUUAUUAUAUUAUAACGAUCGACCAAAAAACAUAGGACUGUCUAUUGAAGAAAUUUUGAGCAAACCACACCUCGAGCCGACUGAUGCGUGAUGGGGAAGUCGAUGGCCAGUUAACUGUGGUGAACAGAGUGCGCGCAUCAGUCUGAUAUUUCACUGUCAGUGGAUUUGCCCAGCAGCCGUUACUCACACUGAGAGAGACUGCUGAGACUGACUCGUUUGAUUAACAGAUUAUGUGUUGAUUUUGGGAUCUCUGGGACCAAAAUGAAGUGUGAAGUGCAGAUCAUGUCUUAUAAUGGGUCAGCUAAAGCUGGAUGUUUGGUGUCAAGUGAUGAUGUGUGUAACGGGAGCUGUACCAAAAGAGUAGGGUCCGUGACCUCGACUGCCAUCUCAAUGACGGUGGGCAUCGUCUCCAACACGCUGGCUCUCUUUAUCCUGAUCAAAGCAUACCGCAGGUUCAGGUUCAAGUCUAAAGCAGCCUUCCUCCUGUUUGCUAGCGGUCUGGUGGUGACUGACUUCAUGGGACACUUGAUCAAUGGCUCUUUGGCUCUCUACGUUUACGCCUCGCAGAAAGACUGGGAGACAUUUGACCCUCACAAGUCUCUGUGUGACUUCUUUGGAGUUUGCAUGACGUUCUUCGGCUUGACUCCCCUGCUGCUCGGGAGCUUGAUGGCAGUGGAGCGCUGUAUCGGAGUGACCCGUCCUCUCUUCCACACCACGGCGCUGGGGUCCCAUCAUGUCAAGAGUCUGCUGGGUCUGACCUGGCUCCUGGGUCUGCUGGUGGCCCUGCUGCCCAUCCUGUUCCAGCGGUCGUACGAGAUGCAGCGUUCACGAAGCUGGUGCUUCUUCCGCCUGCAGGGCCCGCGUGACUGGGUGGAUGUCCUUCUGCCCAUAUUGUUCUCUGCGCUGGGUUUGCUGGCUCUCCUCCUCUCACUAGUGUGCAAUACCAUGACUUUCUUCACUCUCCUGCGAAGUAGGGUACAACUUGACCGUGAUUAUCAUCGCCAUUGUCGUAACACAUCACACCAUUCUGAGAUGGUCUGCCAGCUUUUAGCAAUCAUGCUGGUUUCCUGUGUGUGCUGGGGGCCAAUUUUGAUAACAGCCAUCAUCUUCAGCCUAAAGGAUUACGGUGAGGAUCAGGCAUCUUACAUGCAUAUGCUGCUGGUUGUACGCAUGGCAACAUGGAACCAGAUCCUCGACCCAUGGGUGUACAUCCUCCUGCGCAAAGCUGUUUUGAAGAGACUUUUUCUGGUGGCAUUGAGGUUUUGCAGUCCUCACUUGAAAAUGAAACUCCAGUGGCAGGGCAUCACUCGGGAGUGUUCCACCACAGAGGUCAGGAGCUCAGUGGUCAGCAGACCAGACUUCAUCUGCCUGGAUGGACCUUUUCCACCAGACACUGCCAUUCAUUCAGCUCACCCGCCCUGAGCCGCAAUAGGGGAUACGAGACCUCCAUUCACAGAUAUUGGAUUAUUACAGCGGAAAAGACCGUUUCUCAGAUCCAUGCGAUGUCUCUUGUAGAGGAAAUUUGCAUUCUUUUAAAAGUUCAGUCUGAGGUCAAUCCCAGAGAAUUACAAUGUGCCAGAAAAGAUCAAAUAGGAACCAAAAAGAAGCUUCAACUUAAGACAUUUGUUCAAAUGGACAGCAUUUGGUCUACUUUGGUCAUUAGGUCUACUUUGGUUUUAUGUGUUGUGUCAACGUCAUGAAAAAAAAAAAAGGUUAAAUCAGUUGUAUCAGUGCUGUUUUCGUUUGUCUCUCAUUUACAGCAUAUAAUUAAUGUAGCUUGUGCCUUGUUUUGUUUAUGCUGCAAUUUUUUUUCAAAAAUGUUGUAUAAUGUGUUAUGUAAUUUACAUAUUAAGAUACAGUGGGUUUAUGUCAUCGUGAUGUUUGUAUUUUAUGAUAUCUAUGGAUUUUAGCAUUUUUUUAUGAAAUUGUCUUGAUUUAAAAGGUGAACAUUUUGCUUGGCUGCUGUAAAUGUUUACAUGACUAGAGCUGUAUCAAUCUGUGUCAAAUAUCUAAAAGAUAUGUCAUAAAUUACAUAGACACCACUACCAUAUUUAGGACCUAUAAUGCUUAUGUGUACCGUUUGGUAAAUUAUUAUAAAAAUUGCUCUGUCUCAUGUAAAAGCGGAAUAACAGAAUAUACUGUAUGCAUUUAUUAUUGGGUUAUCUUUUCCUAACUGUUAGAAAAAAUGUUAAAUUAUACAAAAUAUAUUAA